This is a messenger RNA of Serpula lacrymans var. lacrymans S7.9, 3168 nucleotides long. RefSeq lists its product as uncharacterized. The record is from RefSeq and is a predicted model, not a curated record. Lineage: Eukaryota; Fungi; Basidiomycota; Agaricomycetes; Boletales; Serpulaceae. The transcript is spliced from 16 exons. Bases 1 to 3168 code for a protein of 1055 amino acids.
AUGCCUAUAUCAAUUGACAAAAGUGACAAUCAUUCCAGCCUACAGUCUCAGACACCUGCCAAUCCCCUGCCAUCUUUCCCUGACAUCAUCAACUUUGACUGGGGUCUACUCAACAACCCCUCACAUGCCGCUCUUGAUCUGCCACCUGAGCAGGAAGCAGUUGCCUCAAUAGCGCAGGCUGCUCUUGACCACUUCAAUGCACUCUCGGAUUCCUCAAACGAAGACCUUGAAUGGUCAGAUGCUCCCAGCAACAAUGAAUUACCGGAGGUCACUGUGAUUGUCAACGAUGGUAUUGAAAUAGCCAGUCAUGGACGCAAACAUGCUCGUACUGCAGACCAUACAGCAACCUCACACCGGUGGUUCCCUUGGCAAGACAAGGUUACGUAUACCCUGGAUAUAUUAAUGCAUUUACCCCGCUCAGUUUUCUCGCAGAAACAACUUGAUCUGUUUCUCUGGCUGCUCAAAGUCAAUGAUGUGGAUGAUGUCCCGUCAGUCAAGACCAUGCAAAGUCUUAAUUCCGCUUUGCAGAAGUGCUGUGGCAUUGGGACUAUCGCUUACAAAGGAGCGCUGGGGCAUCAUUACCAUGUGAACAACCUUGCUCAUAUUAUAUCUCAGUUCUACCCCGAAGACAGUGGACUAUGGCUCUCAGAGGCUCGACAGGGUUUGCACUGGCUGCAUGAAGUUCCAGAUGAGCAGCUCACACCUAUGGCACGGCUCAACAGCCACAAUUAUUACAUACACAAACCUGCAAUGCUCUCGGAUGGCCGUGUAUGUAUCCCCUUCCGCUGGUUUUAUCGUACUCAGAAUGGCUAUCCAAUGAUGUUUGCCUGGUGCUGGGCCAUGGAACCUGUAGACACAGACCACCAGCGUAGUUGGAAGGUCAUCAAAUGUGAUGAUUAUGUGGUUUCGCAGAAUGAGUUCCUCAUGAAUUUCCCGUGGCUUUGUCAGAAUGUGAAGCAAUAUGAUCUUCCUGACCCCAGGCUUCUCUCUGAUACAUUAAAAAAUGAGAUUGUUGUUACCGUUGUAGACUCCAAGACAUCCUCAACUUCUGAUUUUCCAAUAUGGAUGUACUGUGAUGACAGGUCCGGUAAUAUGUCCAAGAAAUGGAAUGAACAUAACAGUUUUCUGUUUAUUCCUGCAGGUCUUCCACGAUUCAAGGCCCAACAAGAAUACAAUGUACACUUUUUGUGUACAUCCAACUUAGCACCUCCACUGGAGAUGCUGGAUGGUAUUGUUGGCCAGCUCAACAACGCACAAAAAAGUGGUGUUUGGUCAUGGGACUCUCAAACAAAUGAGCCAGUCCUUCUUCUACCCUUCGUACUUGCUCUGUUGGGAGACAAUCCUAUGCAGAGUGAAUUUGCUUGCCACAUAGGACUGUGUGGCAAACUUUUUUGUCGUGCAUGCUGGGUCAAAGGAACUGAUGCUGCUACCAACAUCCUCAAGUCAGCAGGCCAGUGUGUCCACCAAGAAAGCAAUGGAGCCAAAAGUGAUGCAGACAGCCAAAUGGCCAGCGACGACAGUGCAAAUGAAGGAACAUCCAAUCCAGCCAGUGAAACCAAAAGUGUUGGUAAACCUCGAAACAAGCAAGAAACAAUCACUCAGUUGCAUGCCCAAUUUGUUCAAGCAUCCCAGCUUGAUUCAAAGACAAAAGUCAACAAGAUGCGCACAGAAUCUGAUAAGGUUGUCGGUUCAUACCAGCAAUUGAGAGGUGUGGCAAGCAAACAAGCUGCAUUAGAUGAGUCAAUAGCAUCUCUUCCCAACACGAUCAUCAGUCCUGUGUGGAGAACCAAAGGACUUGACCCACACCAAGACACGCCUGUUGAAAUACUACAUGUUGUGUUACUUGGCUUUGUUAAAUACUUGUGGCGGGACUUAGUACAGCUUCAGCUUAAGGGUAAACUCGACAAGCUCAACCUCCUUGCCACCAGACUGUCAUCUCUUAAUGUCAAUGGCCUUGGCAUCUCACCACUUACUGGAAAAACUUUGGUACAGUAUUCUGGUUCACUCACAGGGCGGGACUUUUGUGCCAUAGUUCAGGUGGCCCCAUUCGUCAUCUAUGACCUUGUCUCCAAGGAGUGUAUGGAUACAUGGGUUGCAUUAUCCAAGUUGAUUCCGUUGAUUUAUCAGCCAGAAAUACAUGACAUCAAUGCACACUUGGACAUACUCACAAAAGAAAUAGAAUAUUUCUUAUUAUAUUCAGCACAAUGGACAUGUUGUUGGUUUAACAAGCCAAAAUUUCACAUUUUUGUACACUUAGUACAACAUAUCCGUUGCUUUGGUCCCGCAAUUCUGUUUGCUAUUGAAGUAUUUGAGUUGUUUAAUGCAGUUAUAUGGGCCAAAAGUAUCCAUUCUAAUCAACAUGCCCCUUCUCGAGACCUUGCACGAGCAUUUGCGCAAGGGAACCGCAUUCGACAUCACCUUAGUGGAGGCAAAUUUGUUUAUUUGCCUGCCUUACCUGCCGAGCACCCACUGGAUGGCCCCAUUCCCAUGCAAGGACAACAAUCUUUCUCUUUUCGUGCAUCUGACUGGCGUGAGGUUGGGCCUGGCCCUCUAUCACUAAUUGCAUCCCCAAAUACAGUUUCACAUUACUUGGUCGCGCAUUCAUUUGCUUCCACCUUGACAGGGCAAAAACUCCCUCAUGCAAUGCCCGAUGCUGGUUCCUGUCUUUGCAAAACCAAUGAUACCAUUGUGCUCUCAAACGGUGACCAAUGUGCCCUGGGCCAAUUUGUAGUUGUCCGGCCACGAGGGUCUCUUGACCUCAUUUAUAUGGCACAAGUGGAAGAAAUUUUGCAAGUAAAGGGCACACCAAACGAACUUACACAACUCGCAGAUGGCAUUCUAGUCCAGUCGGUAUCUACAAGUCAACACUCAGAUGCUUAUUCAAUGCCUCGCACUAUCUUAACUGAUGGAUGGGGUCUCCUACGUGACAUUAUGUGUACGGUCAAUGUGCAACACAACUGUAACAACAAUCUAUGUGAUACGUCAGGGAUCCGCUAUCAUUUCCGAAUAGACUUGCCUAUCCUGGAUAUUGAAGAAGUUUUGACUGGGAGUGUGGCACGUGAAGUUGAUGCACGGAGAUCAGCUGCUCAUAUCAGUUCCUACAACGAUAGCUUCUCGGGCCAUUCAUCUGCGAGGUUGCAUUCCAGCUCAGUCCAGUUCCUACAAUGA